This is a messenger RNA of Oncorhynchus gorbuscha (pink salmon), 2683 nucleotides long. RefSeq names its product basic helix-loop-helix transcription factor scleraxis-like. The transcript has 2 exons. Gene Ontology annotation, molecular function: DNA-binding transcription factor activity, RNA polymerase II-specific; RNA polymerase II transcription regulatory region sequence-specific DNA binding; protein dimerization activity. Bases 651 to 1274 code for a protein of 207 amino acids. NCBI's taxonomy places the organism in Eukaryota, Metazoa, Chordata, Actinopteri, Salmoniformes, Salmonidae. The record is from RefSeq and is a predicted model, not a curated record. Gene Ontology annotation, biological process: developmental process; regulation of transcription by RNA polymerase II.
CCAGUCCAACCCUAGUCCAGCCCAGACACUCAGAGAGUCUAACUCAAUCUCUGAGAUUUCUAUAGAGCAGAGGGGGGAGUAGAGCAGAGCAGCAGGCCCUCCCACCGCCUACAUAGAGCAGAGGGGGGAGUAGAGUAGAGCGGAGCAGCAGGCCCUCCCACCGCCUAUAAAGGACAGCCAUACGGAGACACUCAGACAGAAAUCACACGUGUAUCUGUGUAGAGGCAGAGGGAGGCUAACAGCACGCUGAGGGGAACUCAGAGGAAACAGACGCUCACAAUAUAUCCAGCCAGGAGUGAAGGAGGGGUCCACCUUGAGAGAGACAGACAGACAGAGAAAGAGAGAUAGGUGAGAGAGUGAGACAGAGAAAGAGAGAGAGAGAGAGAGAAGAGAGAGAGAGAGAGAGGUGAGAGAAGCAGAGAAAGAGAGAGAGAUAGGUGAGAGAGUGAGACAGAGAGAGAGAGAGGAGAGAGAGAGAGGUGAGAGAAGCAGAGAAAGAGCGAGAGAUAGCAAAUAGUGUUUUAAUCUGAGUGUCUUUUGUCCUCAUGUCCAAGGAUUAAGUAGAGGAUCUACAGUACUGGGGGAUCUGGUCUUUCUACAGGUCUCUAUAUGAGAGAGGAGUCUCCCACCUGUCUUGUAGAUCUGGACUGAUGUCUUUUACGAUGGUGCAUACGGCUCCCCCAAGCCGCUUCAUCUUCUCCGACAUCAGCAUGAUGUCAGAGGACGAGGAGGAGAACGGCGGCAGCGAGAGCUCGGGCUCCGACUCCCAGAAGUCCUCCUUCCGUCUCAACGGUGGCUCCAACGGGUUUCAGAUCAAGGUGGGAAGCAGGAAGAGGAAGUUCUGCGGAGUUGCCGGGAGGCUGGCGGGGCCCCCGAUGGUGGCAGGGGCCCCGGUCGUGGAGGUGCGGCAGCGGAACGUGGCAAACGCUCGAGAGAGGGACCGCACCAACAGCGUGAACACGGCCUUCACUGCCCUGAGGACCCUCAUCCCCACCGAGCCAGCCGACAGGAAGCUGUCCAAGAUCGAGACUCUGCGGCUGGCGUCCAGCUACAUCUCCCACCUGGGUAAUGUACUGCUGGUGGGCGAGGCAUGUGGGGAUGGGCAGCCGUGCCACACCUCCACACCCCCAUUCCACCACCACACCCUCCACAGUCUCAGCCCCUCGCCCGACCGGGGCUCAGAGAACCAGCCCAAACACAUCUGUACUUUCUGCCUCAGCAAACAGAGGAAAAUGAACAAAGACAGAGACAGAAAAACAACUGUAAGAAGAUGACGCCUGAAGGACAGAAACAUCCAGAGGAUAAAUAUCCAACACUUUGGUGAAGGAUCACUUCAAUUAGCCUAUUCUUCAAAUGAAAGUUGUAAUUACAGUUGUGUACUUAAUGAGAAUACAAUAUUUGUAUCAUAUAUAUAUAUAUAUAUAUAUAUAUAUAUAUAUAUAUAUAUAUAUAUUGAAAGCACAAUGGUGUAUUUAAGACCAUGGAGGAUUUGAUAGGUGUGUUAAGGGAGGAUGUGUCAGCAAAAAGUCCAUGAAACAUGGGAUGAUAUAUAGACUCAUGACCGGUUAAUAUCUAUCCUUAAACUACUGGGCAUUAUAAUGAACAGGUAGAGGAGGACAGCUAUUUCAACGGCUGCAGCCCAAAUGGCACUCUAUUCCCUAUAUAGUCUACUACUUGGGCUCUGGACACACAAAUGACUCGUUACUGAACCUUCCACGGACUUCAGAGCACCCAAAUAUGACAUAACACCACUGUAGAACCCUCCCUGGACUGUAUGCCCUUCACUCUCAUCAAUACGUGCUGGAUGUUCAUGUUAUUGAUGUUAAACAUAUUGUGUUAUUACGCUGAUGGAUCUGUACUGGCUGAAUCAUGGGAGAAAUGCAACCCUUUAGGAAGAAUCAGCAGUAGUUCAGUACCAUACUGGCUGAAUCAUGGGAGAAAUGCAACCCUUUAGGAAGAAUCAGCAGUAGUUCAGUACCAUGCAGACCCCGACAUCCCCCAUCCUUUCAUCAAUUACCAAUCAGAUGGAUUUCUAAAGCUCUUCUCUUUUACAUCAACAGUUGUUACAGAGUGCUUUUCAGAAGCACAAGCAGAAGCUCAGCCCUCAGCCUCAGACAGUGGUGAUGGUGACUGGCAGAGCAGAGGAACAGAUCCUAGAUUACAUCUGCAGGUAGAGCUCUGGAAGUCUGCCUGUCCCGUCCCCUGACUGUCCUCUCGUUUACCUUUGGAAUUCCAUGUGCUCCCUCCGUCUCUCCUCCUCUUCUCCUGCGUUCUUCCUUCUUUUCCCCAGGAGCGCUACUGACUCACAGGCUCUGUUCUGAUGGCUUUACAAUGUGUGCAGGGUUCACUCAGAUUGUCCUCUGUCCUGCAUCUUUGCUGCUUCCUUUUCUAUCCGCCAUCCAUGAUCCCUGUUUGAAGAAGAAGAAGAGGUCCACUUCAUUGUGCCAUAUCCAUGGAUGUCCAACUGCUCCUUGUCUUGUCCUUUUUGUCCAACCCCUCCAAAGACUUUACACACACAUACAGUGGUUUGAGAGCUCUGACAGAUUUCGGUCCACCUCCUGAAAAAUCAUCAAGAUCUUUUCAUAAAUAGUUGAACAUUUGGAAAUCUGGGCCAAUGUUGUGUAUUGUUUAUGUGUUUUUGUAUUGUUUAUGUAUUGUUCGAUAAAAAUAUGUUUUAUGCUAA